AUGAACCCUUCUCUAGGAUACUUUGAGAUUACAACAACCCUCUUGUUUAUCUUGGUUAUUGCUAAUUUCUUCCGAAUCAACCGCAAGUCAUUCAACACGCUAGUUCCCUUUGAAUGGCCAAUCAUCGGAAUGCUUCCCGCAGUCAUCGCUGGCAUCAACCGUGUCCACGACCGUUUUGUCGAAGUUCACACAACCGUCGGACCCACAUUCAUCUUAAAACCCCCCUUGUUCUCGAAUAUGAGCAUAUUGUCGAGUGUGGAUCCGAUGGACAUGCAUUACAUAAUGAGCACGAACAUGCAAAACUUCCCUAAGGCGCCUCUCUUCUCCAAAAUGUUUGAUUUCAUGGGAAAAGCUUGGUUCAAUUGCGACGGCGAUGAGUGGAAGAUACAAAGACGGGUGGUCCAAGCGCUUCUCACCAAUAACCGCUUCAACCGGUUCUUGGCAAAGACUAGUGCACAUAAGAUCGAAAAAGGGUUGAUACCCGUUCUUGAUAACGCUGCUAAUGAUGGGUCGCUCCUUGACUUACAAGACUUGUUCAACCGGUUGAUAUUUGACACGUCUUGUAAGAUUAUAACGGGAUACGAUUCAUGUAGCCUCUCCGUUGAGUUACCGGAGAUACCAUUCUCGAAGGCAAUAGAUGAGGCGGAAGGGGCAGUUUUGUUACGUCAUGCCAUGCCUGAGACAAUUUGGAAGAUUUUGAGAUGGAUGAAUGUUGGAUCAGAAAAAACUCUUAAACAUGCAUGGGCCAUCCUGGAUAUGGAGAUCGGAAAAUUCAUAUCCAUGAAAAGGGAAGAACUCGCUAAGGAGAUGUACGACCCGAUUAAAUUGAUCAGAGGGUCAGAACAAAAAGCAGAAGGUGCUGACUUUUUGUCGUUGUACUUACACGCAAACGGUCAAAUGUACACGUCGAUAAAGAUCGAUGACAAAUUCUUAAGAGACAGUAUUCUGAACUACAUGUUAGCCAGUCGAGACACCACAAGCUCUUCUCUAACCUGGUUCAUCUGGUUGGUAAUGACUUACCCAAAAAUCCUAAACCAGAUUAGAGAAGAGCUCAGGUCGGUCUUACCUUCAAAGGAAUCAGAAAAACAAUACAUAUUCAAAUCCGAAGAAGUCAACAAUCUUACAUAUCUCCAUGCAUGCAUCAGCGAGAGUUUAAGACUCUAUCCACCUGUGCCGUUCCAGCUUAGAGUACCUGAAAAGCCAGACAUACUUCCUAGUGGAGUUCGCGUAAAUCAAGAUGAUAAAAUCAUCAUGUCGAUUUACGCAAUGGCGAGAAUGAAGUCUAUAUGGGGGGAGGAUUGUUCCGAGUUCAAGCCUGAAAGGUGGAUAACGGAAAAAGGAAGUAUUAAACAUGAGCCUUCAUAUAAAUACCCAGUGUUUAAUGAUGGGCCGAGGAAUUGCCUCGGGAAGGAGAUGGCGUUUACUCAGACGAAGAUGGUGGCAGCAACAAUAAUUCAUAAUUACAAUUUGAAGAUGGUGGAAGGACAUGUUGUGGAAAAGAACUGUUCCAUUAUAUUGUAUAUGAAGCAUGGCCUCAAGGUGAAGGUUUCCAAAAGAUGGACCUAG
This is a messenger RNA of Impatiens glandulifera, 1566 nucleotides long. RefSeq names its product alkane hydroxylase MAH1-like. The record is from RefSeq and is a predicted model, not a curated record. Bases 1 to 1566 code for a protein of 521 amino acids. NCBI's taxonomy places the organism in Eukaryota, Viridiplantae, Streptophyta, Magnoliopsida, Ericales, Balsaminaceae. The transcript has a single exon. Gene Ontology annotation, molecular function: monooxygenase activity; heme binding; iron ion binding.